AUUUCAUUCAUUAGAGUCCAUCCAUCCCUCCCUCCCUCCAUCCGUCCAUUCAUCAACGGGGCACACGCCCUUCCCUCAUAUGCUGGCCGCGCUGUUGAGGCUGAUCGUGACAUCGAGUGACAUCGAAGUGCUCGAAAUAGUCUGUCUCAUCUAUCUCACGUCAGCGCUCGCAGCACAGAGACAUCCGUCGAGCUUUCCACACACGUACACAUCAAGUCCUCUCUCGACGCCCCAGCAGCCAUCCGUCUCACAGGUCAAGAACUUCCACGCGGUGGAACGCAACGUGACCUGAGAUGGUGCAGUCACCAUCGAGAUGGUGCAGUCACCAUCUCAGCUUCAGGUUGCGUGCCACAGACUCAAGUCCCUGAUUCCUUUGAGACCAGCAAGGGAAAGGAACGUCAAUCAAUCACUCAACCCCAUCCAUACCAUGCCACGCCACUCGGACCGAGGCUCAGCUCACAAUACAAAUGCAAUCCCAUCCCAAUCCGUCACUCAUCCCGUGGGUGUGGGGUAGAAGCUCGCUGGGGGCCCUCCACCACCCGGUGGUGCAGCGGCAGGUGCUGCGGGGGGGGUGGUGGCUGUGGUGACGGCUGUCGCGUGUCGCCGCCCUGCUGGCUGCCUGACGGAGGGGACGGGGACGGCACCGACGGAUUCACAGCUGGAGCAGCUGGGGCAGGGGGUGGGUUCAGGCUGCCACCGCCACCACCUCCACCACGAGGAGGCGACUUGGGACGCAGCGCAUCGAUCUCUGAACACACACAAGACAUACAUACCCAAAUGAAUGACCAGAUGGCCACUUAUGGAUUGUGUGUGUGUGUGUGUGAAGGUUGUGGCUCACCGGGAGUUGAUCCGAGGUAUCUGCCACCCCUGGCGUCCUGCACGUCCGGGUACACGGCGUCGCCCUCGAAGAAGGUCCGGUAUGUGUCGGGGUCGAAGUUGCUCGUGUGGGUGAUGGCAUUGCCGAUCGUCACCCAUCCCAUGCGGAUGUUCCGGUCGGUGCCGAACAACUCCAAUCGCCGACGACCUGAUUGAUACACAACCGAACACAGAGAGACAGACGAGGGGUGCACGUGUUGGUGUCAGGGGCAUGGUGUGUGUGUGUGUGUCUCUGACUGACUGACCGAGGCAGAAGUGUUCGAUGAUGUCGUAGAGCUCUUUGGGUUUGGCGGUGCUGCCGAGCUCCUCGGGCUCCUCGUCGACCAGUAUGUCGGUGUCAACGUUGGCGUGGAUGAAGUGCCCGUCGGUGCUGCGCUUCACCGUUCCCUUGAUGCCCAUCAAGCAGUGCUCCUUCGUACGCUGUGACACACACACACACACACACGACAUAGACAGAGGAAGAGAGAAGGCGGAGCAUGGUUGGUUGUCCCAUUACCUGGAGGAUAGAGUGUUCGCUGUGCAGUCCUCCCGCAUGUGUGUAGGUCUCGCCGGUUUCGAGCUCCUUCUGCUUGCGCCGCUUGCUCUCCCUCUUGUUGGUCUUGAGCCACCCGAUGUCCUCACACCGACGGAAACCCCAGUGACGGAGCAGCUCACGAGCCUAUCAUGGAUGGAUACGGGCUUGCGGUGUGGCCGUGUGUCUGACUGAUGUCCCUCCCUCCCUCCCUCCCUCCCUGACUCGCCUACGUCUUCGAGGUGGUUGUUGGCGGCCCAUAUCCAGCAGAAUGAGGGGUUCUCGGCCACCAAGUCGACUCGCAGGUUGAGCAGCUCCGCCUGUGUCCACGGCGUGAGGUCCUCUGACGGAACCAGGCUGACCGGCACGCGGUCAGAGUAUUCCUGCCAGGGGGGGUCGACCAAUAUCACGUCGAAACGACUCCCCUAGCAACCAACGCAGGGAGGGGGAAAGAUGGGCGUGCGUUGAGGGAAGUCAUGCACUCGGUGUGUGUUUGUUGUCUGUGUGCUUACGAGUGCGGUGAGGUCAAAUGUUUUGAGGUCUGCGGUGAUGGAGCAGUAGGGCGUGGCGCGCUUCUGGCAGACGUCAUCCUUGAGGGCCAGCAGCCUCUCCAGCUUGGGAUAGUCGGCGAAGCGGUCCUUGGCCUCCCCGUCACGAAUGAAGUUCUGCGGACGCUCACCUGCACACAUCACAUACCACAUACCCCACCCACACUUGGUCAUGUCCGUUGUGUGUUGUGGCCAUCGGCAGGUUGCAUUCGCAGGUACCUGUAUCCAGGAAGUGCUGGUUGUAGUCGUUCUUGAUCUCAAUCUUCUCCCCGCCAAAUGGCCGCUUCAUCGGCCCUCGCGGCGGAAAUGGCGGGCCGCGCGGACCCAUCCACUCGCCCUCGCCGCCAACGGGUGGCCCAAACGGCCCAGGAGGGGGAGGCCCGCCGAACGGCCCAUCGUACGGGCCGGGUGGCGGGCCGUAUGGCGGAAAGGGACCCUCAUGGUUGCCUCGCCAGCUGGGAGGACGCGGGUAGAUGGAUGGGCUUGGACCUGGCCCUGGUGGUGGCGGGGGAGGCGGACCCGGUGGGGGAGGGGGCUGGUUCAGCGGAGGCCUGAACCUCCCUCCCCUGUGGAAAGGCCUGCCUCGGCGGCUGUCGAACAUGCGUGGCCGGUGCGGCUGCAUGUCCAUCAUCGGCUGGCCGCCUGGCGCUUGGUCGUGGUAUGGGUGAGGUGGGAGAGGGUAGCCCUCGGGAGGAGGGGAGGGCGGCGGACGGAACGGAUGGGAAUGGGACGGACCGUUGCUCCACCGCAUCGAAGACGGGUCGGGAGGUGGCCUCUCGUGCAUCAUCUGAGGCUCGCUUGGCGGACCUGUGAGACGACAAACAGUCACAGGAAGGCUGAAUGCACCGUGAUCUGAUUGAUGGUCUGUUGUCCUUCUGACGUCGAUCUCACCAUCGGCUGGAGGAGGUCCUCUCCAUCCUCCAUGCGGCGCAUCGUAGGGCUGUGGCCUGCCGUCGAACGGCACGUUCCCCUCAUAUGGCUGCAUCAAUCAGCCGAGAAGAUGACAGUCAGUCACCGGAGCAGGAAGAAGCAAACAGCAGCCUGAAGUCAGACAAACGAUAGAUGCAUCAUCAGCUGCUUGACGUCCUUGCUCUGCUGCUCUCGCUGGCGCCG
This is a messenger RNA of Vitrella brassicaformis, 3048 nucleotides long. Lineage: Eukaryota; Vitrellaceae. The record is from the annotation of a GenBank genome assembly.